AGGAGGAGGAGGAGGCGGGCGGGCGGCGGGUGGGGAUGGGUUGGGAGGAGGGGGCCGGAGGCCUGGGCACGGCUCUGUCUGCGCGGGGCCCCAGCUGGAGGGAGAAACUGUCGGCUCCGGAGGUCCCGUUCCGCCGCGAGUCGCCGCGGAGGGACACCGCAGUGGCCCCAACCCAGUCCUUCAGUGACAGCGGGGCGGGCAAGCCUCGCGAGGAGAAGAGGACGGCCCUAAGCAAGGUGGUCCUCCGGCGGCUGCCCCCCGGCCUCACCAAAGAGCAGCUGGAAGAGCAACUGCGCCCCCUGCCUGCGCACGAUUACUUCGAGGUGGUAGCUGCGGACCUCAGUCUCUAUCCUCAUCUCUACUCAAGAGCAUACAUUAAUUUUCGGAACCCCGAUGACAUCCUUUUGUUCAGAGACCGCUUUGAUGGAUAUAUCUUCAUUGGCAAUAAAGGCCUGGAGUACCCUGCAGUGGUGGAGUUUGCUCCAUUCCAGAAGAUUGCAAAAAAGAAGCCGAGGAAGAAAGAUGCCAAGACUGGAAGCAUUGAAGAUGACCCAGAAUAUAAACAGUUUCUGGAAACAUACAGUCUGGAGGAAGAAAAAACCAGUGCUAGUCCCGAGACACUUUUGGGAGAGAUAGAAGUGAAGACAAGAGAACUCCUUGCCAGAAGAACCACACCUCUUUUGGAAUAUAUUAAAAAUAGAAAACUAGAAAAACAGAGAAUUCGAGAAGAGAAGCGUGAAGAGCGGAGGAGGAGGGAGUUAGAGAAGAAGCGUUUGCGGGAAGAAGAAAAGAGGAAAAGGAGAGAGGAGGAGAGGUGUAAAAGGAAAGAGGCGGAUAGACAGAAGAGAACCGAGAAGGAAGUGAAGAUUAAGCUUCUUAAAAAGCUGGAAACAGAAGAAGCAACCACAGAGAAACCCAGAGAAAGAGGUGACUCAGUCAGUACUGGAGACGAAAAGCAGGAAGCCUGGCCAGUGGAAAGCCUGCCGGAGACGCCUGCUGAGAGGUUACAGGAUGGCAGUGAUAAAGAGCAAAGGGACAAAAGAUUUCGAGAGAAAGAACCUGAAACUCCAAGAUGUCACCCAGAUGGUUGCAGGAAGCACAGCAUUCACUCUGAGUUUGCCAGGUUUUCCAGAAGGAAUAAAGAUGAACCAAAGUGGGGGAAAGGCUUCACCCUGGGUACAGGGAAAAUGGGGAGCCAGGAUGGGAGUGUCCCUGUGGACGGCAGAGAGAACGAGCAAGGAGCAGAAGGGGUAUGACAGCCUGGGACUAAGAAAGGAGCACCUGGGAAACAAGGUUCUAUAGUCCAUUGGGCCCAUCUUCCCUGCCGGCGUGUGCCAAGAAUAUACAGCGUGCCUCUGCAGUCUUAGAGCUACUUUCCCCAAAUAGAAAGUAGACAAGAAAACUCUGCCUAGGUGUGUAGAGGUCCGGGGUUGCACUGUGUCUGUGUCAGCUCACACACCCAUGUGGGCUCACUUUGAAAGUCCGUAUCUUCUAGAGUAUUCUUGCUCACCUGGGGUACACUGAACUUGGAACUAAAUUCAUAAUAAAACAUACUAUCAUCUUUUUAAAGAA
Molecule: messenger RNA, 1572 nt
Organism: Cricetulus griseus (Chinese hamster)
Lineage: Eukaryota; Metazoa; Chordata; Mammalia; Rodentia; Cricetidae
Source: RefSeq, a predicted model, not a curated record